Molecule: messenger RNA, 894 nt
Organism: Penicillium verhagenii
Lineage: Eukaryota; Fungi; Ascomycota; Eurotiomycetes; Eurotiales; Aspergillaceae
Exons: 3
Coding region: 1-894 (297 amino acids)
Cellular component (GO): membrane
Molecular function (GO): signaling receptor activity
Source: RefSeq, a predicted model, not a curated record
AUGACCCCCGCGAAACCACCCCUCCUAACCCUCUCCAACGUCCCUUCCUGGUUCGACGCCAAUCCAUUCAUCCACACAGGCUACCGACCAGAAAGCCAAUCCUGGAGAAAAUCACUAGCCAGCUGGCUCUACAUCCACAAUGAAACCGGCAACAUCUUUUCCCACCUGAUCCCAGGUAUAUCACUGCUACUCACACUUCUACUCGGACUGCCCGCAAGCACAAGCACAGACACGGAUCCCAAAGCGACAAACCCCACACCGAAACAAGAAGAACAGGACCGUACAAACAACAUCGUGAUAACAGUACAGCUGUGCGCCGCGAUCCUGUGUCUGCUCACCUCGGCACUGUAUCACACGGGACUGAACCAUUCCGCGCGAGUCGCACAUCAAGCACUGCAGUGCGACCACGGGGGGAUUCUAAUGCUGAUUCUGGGGAAUUUCGUCAGCGGGUUGCAUUUCGGGUUUUAUUGUGCGCCUGCCUUGAAGAAUUUAUAUUGGUCUCUUAUUGUCGCAAGUAGCACCGGUACAGGGAUAUGUUUGCUGAGCCCGUGGUUCCGGGGCUCCCAAUGGCGGUUCGUGCGUCUAUCCAGCUGUAUCGCGACGGGGUUGUUUGCGUUUGCGCCAAUUAGCCAUGCUGGCUAUCUUUGGGGACCUGGGUAUCUUAUGCGAGUUGGAGUUCCGUAUUACUUGCUCGAGGGCGCAUUGCUGCUGUUUGGAUGUUAUUUGUUCCAGACACGCAUUCCCGAGUCAUUAUACCCCGGUCGGUUCGAUAUCUGGGGUCACUCGCACACGCUCUGGCAUGUUCUGGUGGCAUUGUCGAUUGUCGCUCAUAUGGGCGGGCUGCUGAGUGCACGAGAAUACAACGAUCAGCAUGCGCCGUGCCGAGUAUUCUAG